AUGGACAUUUUGAGUUUGUUAAAAAAGAAGAUAAUUGAGGAUGUCUUCAAGGUCCACCCGGAUGCCGAGUGGAGUGUUCUUGUGUACGACAGCUAUGCAGCGAGCAUUCUGAAGAAUUUCUUCGUGAAGUCUGAGUUUAUCAACCACAACAUAGUGAUUUCGCAGAGGAUUGAGGAGAAGAGAGAGCCUGUGGACUUUCCUGUGAUAUACUUUGUGAAGGGAGAGGAUGAUGUCGUGAAGAUGAUAAACAAAGACUUUGAAGGCAGGUUGUAUCCUACAUAUACAGCCUGUGUACUGGAAGAGUGUGAAGGUCUGCAGCCCCUGAUCAAGGUUCUGAGGGUAGAUGUAGACUUUAUUCCUUUUGAGCAGAAGGUUUUUAGGGCGAUGCCGAAGCAGCUGUAUUCCGUGGCCAAGACCUUGAACACAAUGUUUAAUGUGAGCUACACAGGGUCCACGUGCCGGAGCCUUGGAGAAAUGGCUGAGAAGAUGAUGGGGGAUGAGGAAAGGAAAGGAGAGCUUAUUAUACUGGAUAGGAGCAUUGACCUCUUUACGCCGCUUCUCCACUUUUUCACGUUCAGGACACUGCUUGAGGAUCUUGAGAUCGAGAAUAUGGAAGUGUUUGAGAAGGAGUAUAUGGGGGACAGGGUGUGGGAGAGUGUCAAGAAUGUGCAUCUUGGAGAGGUGAAUUCGAUUUUGAGAAAUCAGGCGCAGAUGCUGUCGAAGGUGGCGCAGAGGCUGGACACGAAGGUUGACAACAAGGACUUGAUGAAGAUGGUGCUUGAAGCCCCAGCGGCAGCAAAAACCAAGGAGAGCCUGGGCAAGAUUCUUGGACUGGCGCAGAAGUGCUACGACAGGUUUGAUUAUCUCUCUAGGUUUAACGAAAUUGAGCAGCUGCUUGCAACAGGGUACGACAAGUCUGGAAACAAAUGGAAGAUGAAGAUUGAUGAUGUGUUUGAGUAUUUCAGGAGCAGCAGAAUUGAGAGGUCUGACAAGGUUAGGAUUCUGCUACUGCUUAAAGCAAAUGGGUAUCAGCUACAGGAGACUGAGAUGGACCUUCUUAGGGGCAUGGGGUUUAGAGACGAGGAGAUUAGAAUUACCUUUGACAACCAUGAGAACUUUGUACCUCUCCGGGGGACAGGAGACUACAAGUACGAGGUUAGUCGAUAUGAGCCUGUGCUGAGCAAUGUUCUGAGAAGCUUUAUUGGGAAGCAAAAGGGGCAUUUCCAAAUAAAUAGAUUGACAAGCAGCAGAACGCCCUUAAAGUCUUUAAGAAAGAGCCAUCUUCUGUCGGUGAAGAAGGAUAUUUCUUGUCAGAAGCUAUACUGCGUCUAUAUAGCUGGUGGAGUGACUUUUGAAGAGAUCAGGGUUGCAUAUGAAGUUGGUGAGAGCCUUGGGGUGGAGAUUGUGGUGGGCUCUGAUAAGAUCAUAACGCCCAGGUCUUAUGUGGAGUAUCUGAAGGCCAGAUGUACCUAG
Molecule: messenger RNA, 1473 nt
Organism: Encephalitozoon cuniculi GB-M1
Lineage: Eukaryota; Fungi; Microsporidia; Unikaryonidae
Exons: 1
Coding region: 1-1473 (490 amino acids)
Biological process (GO): intracellular protein transport; vesicle-mediated transport
Source: RefSeq, marked provisional